Molecule: messenger RNA, 1113 nt
Organism: Gasterosteus aculeatus aculeatus (three-spined stickleback)
Lineage: Eukaryota; Metazoa; Chordata; Actinopteri; Perciformes; Gasterosteidae
Gene: org
Product: oogenesis-related gene
Source: RefSeq, a predicted model, not a curated record
GCGUCUCUCCCCCCCGGCCUCCCCAACGCCACGUUCACCAGGCUUUGACCCGCUGCAGCAUCAUGACUUCCACCGACAUCCACCGAGACACCGCGGAGGAGCUGGAACAGCCGGAGAAGCCGGAGAGUACCGAGGCCGUCGUCGUAGCGGGGAGAGACGGGGUGCUUCGCUCGAUGCUUCGCGGCCUCUUGUGGCCCUUCGGCCUCCUGGUGCGUGCAUACCGCGGGGUUUGGUGGGCGCUGGGCUUCCGUCGGCCUGCGGAGAGCGAAGUAGCAGUCGUCGUCGUCGCCGACGCCGCCGGCCCCCCCGCCGGCCCCCCCGCGGUCUCCAGCCCCGCACGACAGAGCCUCGCCGGCCGCAAGCGUCUGCACCGGGCCACCCGCAUGCUGCUGUCCGUGCUGCCCCGCUGGGUGCAGGGCGCCCUGGGCUACCCGGUGUCCAGCAGCAUCGGGUGCUCCCUCUCCCCGGAAAUUCGUUACUCUCCUACUAAACCUUGUGGAAAGGGCAGCAAGCGAAAGCAGGAUGAGUUGUAUGAUGAUGACGACGAUGAUGAUGAGGAAGAGGAGAAUCAGACCUGGGUGGAGGCGCUCAAUCUGGAGUAUGCUGACGACGACGACGCUGCCGAGGAUGAUCCCAACUAUGAGCCCAGCACUGUCGAGACUGAGAGUGAAGAGUACUGCUCGCACAACAGCACAGAAAGCGACAUCGAGCUUGAGGGGAAAUGCGUUGUCAUCGAAGACGUGGACACGGGCAUUGAGAUCUGUGAACCAUCGGAAGGCUCCGGCCCUGCUGUUGUGUCAUAGUGACUAAAUGUUGUGUUUCAAUGUUUUUGUAUUGUUAAUAUAUGCAAUAAAACUUGUCAUAGCUGUGGCCUCCCACUAGAUGGCAGUAGCUAUUUUUCUAUUCCACUUGAGACAACCCGUGUGAAUGAACGUUGACCUCAGUAUUUUGUACAAGGUUUGUUGAAAUGCAGCAAAUGACUCAACAUUUUAAAACCUGUUUAUUUACAAAUACUUUUUCAGAUCACCGAACUCGAUGCUUGUUUUUAGGUUGCUCCGUUUCUGCAGCUUGAUCCAGCCUGUGAUUUACUAAUAAAUGUUACACUGAAACUUA